Molecule: messenger RNA, 1730 nt
Organism: Actinia tenebrosa (Australian red waratah sea anemone)
Lineage: Eukaryota; Metazoa; Cnidaria; Anthozoa; Actiniaria; Actiniidae
Biological process (GO): box C/D snoRNP assembly
Molecular function (GO): box C/D methylation guide snoRNP complex binding
Source: RefSeq, a predicted model, not a curated record
UUACUUUCAAAAAUACUAGGUAAAGUUUAUGCCAUUUUUUUGUAAAUAACCUACACUAUGCCUGAUAUUUCGGCUGUUAUAUGAUAAGAGAAAAUGAUAAAUCAGUUUAGCAAAUAAUUUAGCAGUCAAAACAUCAAAUUCUUGCUUUCUUCUGAGCCACGUGGGUUUGGAAAUUUCAAAUUUCACAAGAUGGCGGCCGCUAAAGACCAAAACAAGUUAAAAAAGCCAUCAAAGUCUACUGACUUAAUGGACUUCCCGAUGAUGAAUGCUUCACUUCGCUCAAAAUUGCUGCUGUCAGAUCAAGCAAGAAAGGCCAAAGGGCCUCCCCAAACAUUCAAGCUACAGAAAUCUUCAGUGCUUGAUAGGGUGCACAAUUUCCUUCCUUUGAUGGCAGAAGCUGAUCAGAAGUUAAAACAAGAUAUGGCAUCAUUACCAGCUGGUGCUCUGAACAUAGAAAAUGUUGAUGAUGAUGAAGCUCAUGUUGAAAUGAGUUUGGCUGUAGUUGAGAAUGAUUCUAGUAAUGAAGACAGUCCAUCAGACAGUGAGUCAUCAUUAAGUGAUGAUGAAAUCACCAACAGUAAUGAAAUCAAGACGGAAUACAUCAACAAUGGACCAAUAACAGAAGACAAUAUAGUAAUUAUAAAACCAAAAACAGGAAAAAAGCCAGCCAUACAGAUACUAAACGAUGGAGAUUGUGAGCAUACUAACAAUAACAACAGCACAGGGAAACAAUAGCCUUUUCUGUCAUUCAUUUUGUUGUACCGUUUAUGAUUCUUUACGUUUAUAAAUCAAAGUCAGAAGCAGUUCACAAAUUGUGAGUAAAAAACCACUUAUCAUAAGCAUCAUUGAGCACGAGCCAAGAAAAAGAAAACCUUCUGAUUGCAAUUAUUCUGACAUACUCCUAACUCUGAUUAGGAAUCUGUUUUUUAAUUUUCACUACAUCAUGAGCUGCUUCUGACUUCAUCGCUAGCUAAUACUUUUUUAGGAAUAUUAGGUUCAUUCCAUCUAUAAAUUCAAAUGGUCUCUAAGUGACCAAUUUAGAUGUAAAUGAAACCAUCUGCUUUGUGUGCAAAUAUUUUUGAAGUAAAGCCUCAACACUUAGAGUUGUUCAGGAAAACCUUGUCAGACUGCCUGCAGUAACAUUGUGUAGUGACACCGUGUUGAUGCGAAUGAUUACUGCCUCAAGUUUGUGAUAAUGGGAAUUCAAAGAUAUUUGGAGGUCAAGAUAAUUCGACUCCAACUUAAAUUUUUCCACAAAAUUGUAUAAUUUAUUCUUAUAUAUACUUCUCUCUCAAUCUAAUUGUCAUUUGAAAACAUGUAAACAUUCAAUGGAAUAUCAUAUUUUGUGAAUUUAUUUUAACAUGAAAAUAACUCAUCGUAAAGUAAGAGAAUUAAUAUGUUUUUAAAAAAACAAGCACGAUUUAAGAUUAUAUUAGUGAUUUACCGUAUUCACACAGGUAUCCCCGUUGAAACUGCAUACCAUACGGAAAAUUGGACGCAACCAGUUAAGGGAGGCUUACAUCGUUGUCAUGGCAACGCCACCAAAUAAGGCACGUUGAACAAUACUCGUUCUGUUUACCUUACAUUGGCAGGAUUAUUGAAUUAAUGCGUGAUCCUUCGAACCACUUUGUAUUUCUUCAAAUUAACACAAAUUACAACUUGAACACUAAUUCAUGGUCUAGUUUACAACUUUUUUAUAAUUCGUCCAAGAUUUUUAGUCCUUUGGCUUU